This is a messenger RNA of Venturia canescens, 5939 nucleotides long. RefSeq names its product myb-like protein M (gene Dad). Gene Ontology annotation, cellular component: heteromeric SMAD protein complex. The transcript has 7 exons. Lineage: Eukaryota; Metazoa; Arthropoda; Insecta; Hymenoptera; Ichneumonidae. Gene Ontology annotation, biological process: regulation of transcription by RNA polymerase II; anatomical structure morphogenesis; cell differentiation. The record is from RefSeq and is a predicted model, not a curated record. Gene Ontology annotation, molecular function: transcription regulator inhibitor activity; I-SMAD binding. The coding region runs from base 650 to 2842 and encodes 730 amino acids.
UCUCUCGUGGAAGUUUUGAAUCGUAACUGUUGAACUAAGGCUUUCCAUUGCUUCGUAAAAUUCCGAUUCCAAUUCUUAAACUCCUGUGACGCGUCGUUCGUGACUCUUUUGAUUUUUCAUCACCAUGAACGUGGUUGAUCGCGUAUUUCACUGGUAGAAUUCGACCGAAAAAAAAUUGGAUGAAGCAAAUUUUUUUUCAAUCAAAUAACCGGAUCGAUCUUCCGUUAAAAAUUUGGACGAAAACCGUUUUCACCGGAUUCCGGCAGAAACUUCGGGCUUGGUUCGAGGAAAACGAAAUGACGAUCGUAAAUCGACGAUCAGGUACCAGCAAGGAUUAAGCCGGGCGACCAGUCAGUCUACCCGUUCGUCCUAAUCGUAUCCAGUCGACAGAGGUGCGAAAUGGUUCGUAAGACAAUAGUCGAGGGACUGGAACAACUGUACGAAGAGCAGAAAUACGCCGGGCGAAGAACGAAACACGUACGAGCCGGAGGUCGUUGUUGAAAGAGGAUAAAAAACGGGGGAUCUGUCGUUAGAAGAGAGAGAGAGAGAGUGAACGAAGUAGAGAAAAAAAGGAAGAGCCGUUGUCGGAAAUCGAGGCAAAGUUGAAAAAGUACUGGCCCCCAAAUGCGCAACCGGCAAAUCCUGUUUCAUGUUCAUGUUCUGGAGCAAACGGGCGGUUCUAACUAGACGUCUACUAAAGGCAAAGGUCCGGGGGGAGCAUGAAACCGAGUGUGAGACUCAAGAGGAUACGUUAUCGCGCAUCAACGUCCCCAAAAGUACGAAUAACAUAACGCAAUCGCAGCAGCAGCAGCAGCAGCAGCAGGAGCAACAGGAGCGCAACGCGAGUACAAGAAUCGAGCGAAAUAGUAGCGGGAACGGCAGCCCGGCGGGUGGCGAAGGAUCGCGUACGACGCGAGCGCAGAAGCCUCGACUCGCGUCGUCGUCUUCGCCGUCUUCGAAUUCGAAUUCGUCCUCAUCUUCAAACGCCUCAGGAGCUUCGUCCUCGUCGUCUUGUUUGACCCCGGGUAACAAUCGCUCGAGCAGUAAUUCGGUGGCGACGAGGUUUCAUCAGGGCUGCUGCGGCGGCGGCGGGGAGGUAUCUCACGACGAGGAUGACGAGGAGACACGACACCAGGACAACAAUCACAACGGUCACCGGAGCAACGUUCUGCCGAAUCGUUUGACGCGUUGUAAAGAAUUGCUGAAGAGCUUGAAGGAGCCCCAGCUCGAAAUGUUGCUCAACGUCGUCGAAAGCUACGGCGCCGAUUUUGGCUCCUGCGUCCUCGUUCCCCGCAAGCAAACGCACCAGCAACACCAGCCCAGUCCCAAGAGGUUCACCGCCUCCCUCGAAUCCCCGGCGAGCAUCCCCAACAGCCUCAAAGAGAAAGAAGCGACUUCUCCAACCUGCAACAGGCACUCGCGGUCCUGCCCCCUCUCCCCGGCCGCUUCGAACCUCCACGAGCCACCAGCCACCGCGACAACCUCCUCCUCCCGACGUCUCAAUCCACACCGACACAUUUUGCGCUCGCGUCGUCACAAUCCCUCGACGAGAUGCUCGAGGUGCCCGAACAAUCAUCCCCCCAACCCGGCCUCCAACGACGAAUUUCCCUCCCCCUCCGCACCCAUUCGGCCGACCAACCACGGGGACAAAGAGGAACUUGCGCCGUUUUUAUCCAACGACAAUCAAACCAAUCUCCGGUUCAUCGAUCGGCCCAACAAUUUGGCAACGAUCGACGACCUGAGGCAACAACAGCCCGCCUGGAGCGCCGAUCGUCGAUCGAACCCCGGCCUCGAUCCCCUCGACAAAACCGACGCACCCUCCCUCGAUCUCGACGACAUCGACAACGACAUCGCCCCCUCCAGACCCGAGAGAGAUCGAUGCAGAAACACCAAAAUCCCACGAUCCAACCUCAACAGAAAGAGAAGAGAAUCGCCCAGCUCCGGCACCGCCCAACAUCAUCGGGAUCACUGCAACAACGACGACUCCCCACCCGACGACCCUCAUCUACUCUCCUGUCAAACUUGGCGGUGGCCCGAUCUCGCCAACUCCGCCGAACUCAAGAAACUUCCGGUCUGCCAUUCCGCUAAAGAUCCCGUUUACGUGUGCUGCAAUCCCUACCACUGGAGCCGGCUCUGCAAACCUGAGUCGCCACCGCCUCCGUACUGCCUCAUCCCUGACAGGCUGAGACCCGAAGACCGUGCGCCGAGCGAAAUCAGCGGUGAUUAUCGUCGCUGCGGUAUCGGGACGAGUCCCCUGCCUCAUUCCGGCUCGCUCACCACCAACGGCGAAGGUGGCUCUGAGAUGGGACAAAGAGAGUGGUGCACCCUCGCCUACUGGGAAUUGGGAGGACGAGUCGGUCGUCUGUAUCCGGUGGAACCGUUGACCGUCAACGUUUUUGACUCGCUCCAUGACGGUGACGGUUUGUGCUUGGCCACUCUCGCGGAAAAUCACAACGCGUCACCGGCCGUCCAGAGGACACGCAGCAAAAUUGGCUUGGGUCUGAUGCUGAGUCAAGAGUCGGACGGUGUGUGGGCUUACAACAGAUCGGAGAGUCCGAUAUUCGUGAAUUCGCCGACCCUCGACGAUCCGGAAUCCCGGACGUUGUUGGUGUACCGUGUACCGCCGGGUUUUUGCCUCAACAUAUUCGAUCGUUCAAAAACGAUGAAGCUGCCACGUUGCAUCGGACAAAGUUCGUCGAUAAGCGGUAGCUUCAAUUCCGGACCCGUGGACGUCAAUUCCGUCCGUAUAAGCUUCGCCAAAGGCUGGGGACCAAAGUACUCCAGGCAGGAAGUUACGUCGUGCCCGUGUUGGCUCGAAGUGCUUCUGGCGCCGUGCAGAUGAUCGAUCCCUCGUCAUAAUCGUCCUCGCCGUCGUCGUCAUCGUUAUAAAAACGCCUUUUUAACGUCUACGAACUCAUUAUUUCUUUUUCUAUUCCUCUCCUUGUUUUAUUGUUAUUUCUCGAUCACCGUACCUCACUCUUGAGCGCGCAGAUCAACCAUUUUUUCAUACGGACCUUGGACCACGAUUCAAUCUCUUUUUUUCUUCACCCUCUUUUUUCUUUCGAUUCUUCUGCAUACUUGUAAACGUGUGCAUCACGUCAAUACGACGCUGUUUGCGUGUUGCUCGUGUGCAUAUAUCGUGUGCCUUCCCUGCUUUCUUCUCUGUGCAAUAAAAAUGAGAGAAAGAGUGAGAGAGUGCGCGUGGGUACAGCGGAGAGAUAAAAAGAGGGUUGCGAGUGGACGACGACUGUGUUUUGACGUCUGGAGAUGAAAAACAAAUACAAAGGAAUCAUUUCAUCGGCCAAAUCGUACUCCGAGAACAGACGAUUGUCAUUUUCAUGACUUCCUCGAGCCUCUUGCAACCCUACGCGUGUACUUUUCCUCGUAAAUAUCUAAAUGUUUGAACGGUUGCGUGAGACUGCGCGAGAUUCGAAUGCGCGAUAACGCCGAGAAACAAAAAUUCGUUUUUAUGUAAUAUACACGAAAAGAUACACACGGACGUAGAAUCGUACGUAUUUGUCGACUUUUGAGCCCAAGCUUUUCAGCAUCGAUCGAUCGACGUUACUUCAACAUUUUUGUACAACCGCUUUUAUCGACGUAAAAGUGGAACGUAACUUCAGCCUCGUUGAAUUAACGGCCGAUUUUUUGGUACACAACUUUCGUACAUUUGUAUACGCGCGGUAAAAAAUACUCGUUGAAAUCUCAUCGAAUGAUUCGACGUCGUUUUUUUAUCUGCGCAAACGAAAUGAUUUUGUAACUAACCGUUUGUCAAGUACCAAAAAAUUGUGUUCACCAAAAUCUUCGCUCUGUUUUUGCUAAUGAGAAUUAUAGAAAAUUCGUCGAAUCAUUUUUUACUGUGAAUAUUUUAUUUCGAUUGUUAUACGUUGAAAAAAAUUGUUCAAAUUUUCAACGAGCCUCGUACUUUGAAUUUCCGUAAUUUCAAAAACUCCGGAGAAACGAGACUCGAGUCUCAGUGGAAAAAAAUACCAGACGAAUAUGCGGGCAAGCAUGGAAGAGAGAAAACGAUGGUUCUGCAGUCACAGUGACAAAUCGGCGAUAAAUUUGUCCUCGUUUUGUCCGACAAAACGUGCGCGCUUUUCGAAUUUGUCACAUUUCGUCCCUGAACGUUGCUUUUUUAUUUAUAUACAUUUUUGUAAGAUUUCUAAUUUGAAAUCACUUGUAAAUAAUCUUAUUUAUAUUGUAUAUGAAAAAUGCAUCUUCGGAAGCACAUUGAAAGUGUUAUUUUAUUUCUCUGCACCGAGACAAGUGAGAGAUUGAGGGGCGGAGUCGACGGAUGCUCGAGAUGCUUCGAGAGCCUUUCCAUUCGCAAUUCCACCGCGUCGUUAUUCUCGUUUUCACAUAUUUUUUUUCUCUGAUUCUCUCUGCUUCUAUGACGGUGAAGAGAUGCCGAAAACUUGAAAGUCUCCGUACGAUCUACGUCCAAGUGCCAUUACACGUUGCAACGAUAAUAAUCAAACACACACGCGUAGAGAAUUGCGAUAAGACUUUUAUUGCGCGCGAGAAUUGAAAAAACAAAAUCACCCCAUCUUUUAUUUCUCGCUCGAACUAACGAACAGUUGCGACAUUGAAAAAAUGUUAUUUCCGUUGAGAAUAUCGAUGCGGCAAAAAAACGCACACAAUAUUCGCGCUUGUAUAUAAACCUCGUGGACGAUUCUGUUUUCCACGUUCUCUUUUUUUAAGCAAUGACUGUUGUAAAGAAAACAAAAAAUACAAACGAAAACGUAAGAGGGAGAGGAGAGUUGAGAAAAAAUCUCUAGUGCCUUUAAGUAGCGUUUGCCGUGGCAUCGAAUAAUCGUCGUACAAGAAAAACAAUUUUACAGCUGCGUUCGCUCGCGUCUACGACAGUAUAUAUAUAUAUAUAUAUAAAUAUAUGAAUUUAAAAAUUAACAAUUCGAGGUGCAAAUUAACGAAUAAAUAAUGUAAAAGUUUUUUUAAACGACACAAACCUCGAAUAAGUCCUUCAAAGACAUUGGUUUCGAUGCUCCGCGGGGACAUAUAUGAGAAUUUUUAUAUUGUACAUUUUUUUAAAUUGAACGAAAAAGAUUAAGGAAAAAAACAACAAACUCAAAGUGCCUGUCGCCAUUGUUCUCGAUCUCCAUUAUUUCCAAACGCUCAAACAAUCGCUCGAUUAUCGAUUGUUUUUUCCCCGUACAAAAGACCUAAUAACGUUAGAAAAAAAUAUAUAUAUAUAAUACAUAUUCGGAUGAAUAUUUAAUAUUUCGAGAACGAUUACGACUUUGAAUCCGAGCUCUUGUUCACUUCACGCAAUAAGAAGAAAAAGAAGAAGAAAUAAAAUAACGAAAAAUGCACACUACCGUUGUUAAUCCCUGUACGAUGAGUGAUGAAUCGAGAUGCUCUUUGUACUGUAUAUAAUGUAUAUAAAGACUCAAGUAUAUACUCCGUUGUAUGAAUGUAUAUAUAGUAUAUAUAAACAUAAAUAUAUUAUUACUAUUAUUUACAAUAAUUAUUAUGAUUAUUAUUAUCUUUAUUAUUAUCACUAUUAAUAUUAUCUUUAUUAAUAUUAUUCGUCAUUAUUAUUAUAUUAUUAAUAUUAUUAUUAUUAUUAUUAUUAUUAACAAUUAAUUAAAAAGAACGAACGAAUGAACGAAAGAAAAAAAUAGUUUUAAGAGAGAAGCCAGUAAUAAAAUGCUGAGAGUCUGACAGACUCUUGAAAUGCGUUUUAUUGUUGAUUGAUUAUCGAUCGAUUUUUAUUCGAUUGUGAAUAAAAAAGGAAUGAGAAAAGUAAGAAAAAAGAAAAAAAAAAACAAGCAGAGCAAAUUUGUUGUUGGCGUUGCCGCAGUCGCUUAGCCGCGUAAUGUUUUUUGCAUAUAUUGUAUCGAAUUGAGAGAUCAAGGAAACGCAUCGUGAUCUUCUUUUCAUUUUUAUGAGAAUACAUGAGAUUACACAUUUUUUUCAUA